Schistosoma curassoni is the source of this 541-nucleotide messenger RNA. The record is from the annotation of a GenBank genome assembly. NCBI's taxonomy places the organism in Eukaryota, Metazoa, Platyhelminthes, Trematoda, Strigeidida, Schistosomatidae.
GUUUAUUCUUCGUUCGGAUACAACAAAUUCCUCAUUUUAGUCUUCUUUUUAUCUCAACCUUAUUAAGUCUGGACUACAGCACAAUAGAAACGCAUGAAAAUAACAGUUACUAUGCUUAAAUGAGUUUUUAAAAAAUUUUUAUUUCUUAAAAACAUUCGGUUGUUUAUCAUGUUUCCAGGUACCAUUUUCAAAACGAAUGGAACAUUUAAUAGCGCCUAUGUUUGGUUUGGGAUUUGCUGUUGGCAUGGUUGAUUCAUCAAUGAUGCCAAUCAUGGGUUAUUUAGUAGACUUAAGACAUGUUGCAGUCUAUGGAAGUGUAUAUGCUAUUGCAGAUGUGGCAUUUUGUCUUUCAUUUGUAGUUGGACCAAUUGUUGGUGCUAUACUGGUGAAAUUCUUAGGUUUUAAUUGGAUGAUUUGGAUUACUGCAAUCAUUUGUUUUCUCUAUGCUCCUUUAACGUUAUUUCUCAGGAAUCCAUCAGGAGAAGUCACGAGUAAUUUAGAGAUAACAGUUUGUAAAUCUAUUUCCAGUUUAGAUGAAUAA